This is a messenger RNA of Sparassis crispa, 330 nucleotides long. RefSeq lists its product as hypothetical. The record is from RefSeq and is a predicted model, not a curated record. The transcript has 2 exons. Lineage: Eukaryota; Fungi; Basidiomycota; Agaricomycetes; Polyporales; Sparassidaceae. Bases 1 to 330 code for a protein of 109 amino acids.
AUGAGCUCCUGGUCCGAACUCGCUUUGCCCGAACUCACCGUGCCCGAACUCGCCCCAUCCGAAUUUGCCUCUCCCGAACUCGCCUCGCCCGAACUCACCUGGUCCGAGCUCCCCUUUCCCAAACUUCCCUCGUAUGAAUUUGCCUAUCCUGAAUUCAACCCGAUGAGUUCCUCCCUGCCCGAACCUGCCUUGCCCAAAUUCGCCUCGCCCAUUCAGGAAGAUGUUCAUCCUCGUAGGACGUACGAAUGGUACCUUGAACAUUGGGAGGCUGCAAUCUGGAAAUGCAUACCGGUACGCCACCUAGAUCUUAUUCCCCGAUCCGAGUAUUGA